Molecule: messenger RNA, 1122 nt
Organism: Boeremia exigua
Lineage: Eukaryota; Fungi; Ascomycota; Dothideomycetes; Pleosporales; Didymellaceae
Exons: 1
Coding region: 104-1000 (298 amino acids)
Cellular component (GO): intracellular anatomical structure
Molecular function (GO): oxidoreductase activity, acting on NAD(P)H, oxygen as acceptor
Source: RefSeq, a predicted model, not a curated record
CCUGAAGGGUGCCGUCUCCGUCCAUAAAAUAGUUCCAGCUUUCCCCUCUUUUCGCUUGACCUUCCACUCUCUCGUCAGAGUUCCUUGACUUCACACCCACAAUAUGUCUCCUUCAGCUAUUGUUUCCGAGGCCGCGUCCGUGCUCGCCAAUGGUUCGACGGCUGGGAAGCCCGAAGUUAUCGAGCAGACAGGCAUCCCGCCGUACUUAUCGACGAUGCCCGGAGAGGAUUUCGAUUGGAAAGUUUCGCUGAAAAACAAAGUCAUAGCCAUCACUGGAGCCAAUCGCGGUAUUGGUCUUGGUCUUGCCACCGUAUUCCUGGCGAAUGAUGCCGCCCACAUUUACUCUCUGGAUCUGUUCGAACCUGGCGAGGAGUUUGAAGCGCUUCAGAAAGCCCAUCCGAAGCGCGUUCAUUACUUGAGCUGCGAUGUCACCUCGGAAGAGAGUGUCACCAAGGCUGUUGAUCAAAUUGUAGCACAGUCUGGCGCCAUUCACGGCAUGGUUGCGAACGCCGGUAUGACGAAGCACCAGCCAGCCUUGGACUUCGACCAAGCCCAGCUUGAACAAAUGUUCAACCUCAAUGUCUUUGGCGCGUACUAUUGUGCCACUGCUGCCGCGAAGAAAUUCAUUGAGUUGGGCAUCAAAGGCAGCGUUGUGUUCACUGCCUCAAUGACCUCCUAUCGCCCCAACCGAGCUGGACCUUCGGCACCCUACGGCGGUACCAAGGCGGCCGUUCGCAACAUGGCACACACCCUCUCGAUGGAAUGGUCAAAGCACGGCAUCCGUGUGAACAGCAUCUCUCCAGGAUUUGUCAGGACACAGAUGACUUACAAGAUCGAGCGCGCACCGGAUUUCGCAGAGAAAAUGCACUACUAUGGCGGCAUGCCCAGGUUGGCUGACCCCAGGGAGCUCGGUGGGGGUUAUGUUUAUCUGCUGAGCGACUCUGCGUCAUACACAACCGGAAUCGACAUUCCUAUUGCGGGUAUCGUUGGCGCUUGGUAGGGCCGACAGCUGUUCCAAGUUGCUGCUGCAUUGGGAGGAGUUUGGGUAAAAGGCUGGCGGUCUCGACUUUUCGAUUCCCAUAUUAUAAACGUCUAUAAUGAAUGUUACGAAUGAUCUGAAAA